AUGCCACCACGUACCAGCAGACGACGCAGGCAGAAUCAGGAUUGGACGCAGGAUCCUACCCAAGGUCAAUCUGAAAGGGGAUCUAGUACCCCGAGAGGUCAGAAUGAGGUAGGGAGUGAGCGAUUUGCUAGAUCUGCACAUGAGAUCGGUAGGCCAGAGAAAGUAGGGCCUAGUGAUCCGGAAAAGAUGUAUGGGAUCGAACGGUUAAAGAAAUUAGGAGCCACGGUGUUUGAGGGUUCCACGGAUCUAGUUGACGCCGAGGUCUGGUUAAAUAUGCUGGAGAAAUGUUUCGACGUAAUGAGUUGUCCUCAGGAGCGAAAAGUCAGAUUAGCCACAUUUCUGUUACAGAAAGAGGCCGAGGGAUGGCGGAAAUCCAUUAUAGCCAGGUACAAUGAUGCACGUACGUUAGAUUGGCAGACGUUCAGAGGCAUAUUUGAGGAAAAGUAUUAUCCCACCACAUAUUGUGAGGCAAAGAGAGAUGAGUUUCUGGAGCUGAAACAAGGGUCACUUUCAGUUGCCAAGUACGAGAGGAAGUAUACCGAGCUUUCACGGUAUGCUGAAAUGAUUGUGCCAUCUGAGAGUGACUUGUGUUGCAGGUUUGAGAGAGGGCUACGUUUUGAGAUACGUGCCCGAGUGACCGCUAUUGCCAAGUGGACGAAUUUUUCCCAACUAGUAGAGACUGCUUUACGUGUGGAGCAGAGUAUUGUAGAGAAAAAGUCGGCAAUGGAGCUUCGUCGAGGAGUUUCAACAACUAGUGGUAUUCGAGGUCGAGAGCAAUGGAGGUUCACACCUAGAGUGAAUGUUUCAGGUUGUCAAGACUUCAAGCGUCGAUCGGGUGGUAAACCAUUAAGGCAGAUGAGUUCAGGUAGUGCUUAUCAGAGACAGAGUCAGAGAGCUUCCAGUCAGUCUGCGAACUCAGUAGCAAGAUCGCGGACGGGUCAGGAGGCUGUUGCUAGUGAAUCCAGGAGAACCCUAUGUGUAAGUUGUGGCAAGAGUCAUCGGGGUCAGUGUCUUAUUGGCGCCGGUGUGUGUUACCAGUGUGGACAAAUAGGACAUUUCAAGAGGGAUUGUCCACAGCUGAGAGUAGUAGUUCGGAGGGACCAGGGAGUUGAGUCCCACACAGUUGAGCAACUGAGAAUCUCAACAGCCCCAUGGGAGGGAACUAGUGGUGCAAGACAAAAGGGAGUUGUGGGGAGACCUAGGCAGCAGGGAAAAGUCUACGCCAUGACUCAACAGGAAGCAGAGGAUGCACCAGAUGUGAUCACUGGUACGAUUUUGAUUUGUGAUGUACCUGCACGUGUUUUAAUAGAUUCUGGCGCUACGCAUUCCUUUGUUUCUAUGGAAGGUCUAAGCAUGUUGGUGGAUCUUCUUCCUCUAGAGUUGCAGGCAUUGGAUGUAAUUCUGGGAAUGGACUUCUUAUUCACUCACUAUGCUUUGAUGAAUUGCCAUAGGAAAGAGUUGUUGAGGAAAGGUUGCACAGUGUUUCUUGGGCACGUGGUUGAGGUGCAAAAAGAAAAGUUGAAACCAGAAGAUGUUUCUGUCGUGAAUGAAUAUCUAGAUGUUUUUCCGGCUGAUUUAUCGAGUUUGCCGCCUGAUAGAGAAGUGGAAUUCACUAUUGAAUUGUUACCAGGAACAACACCUAUUUCACAGGCACCAUACAGAAUGGCUUCGAGCGAGCUUAAGGAGCUGAAGAAGAAAGAUGGUACCCUAAGAUUAUGCAUUGACUACAGGCAGUUAAACAAGGUCACGAUACGUAACAAGUACCCUCUACCACGCAUCGAUGACUUGUUUGACCAGUUAAGGGGAGCAGUAGUGUUCUCUAAGAUUGAUAUGAGAUCAAGAUACCAUCAGUUGAGGGUUAGGGAAUUAGAUAUUCCUAAGACAGCAUUUAGAACGAGGUAUGGGCACUAUGAGUUUUUAGUAAUGCCAUUCGGUUUAACGAAUGCGCCAACAUUUUUUAUGGACCUCAUGAACAGGAUCUUUCAUCAGUAUUUAGAUCAGUUUGUGUUAGUGUUCAUCGAUGACAUACUAGUUUACUCAAUGGACAAAAAAGCCUAUGAGGAACAUCUGAGGAUUGUUCUACAAACACUGCGUGAUAAAAAAAUAUACGCCAAGUUCAGCAAAUGUGAGUUCUGGUUGAAUCAAGUGGUGUUCUUAGGGCAUGUGGUUUCAGCGGGCGGAGUUAGUGUUGAUCCGCAGAAAGUGGAAGUUGUUGUCAAUUGGGAGAGACCAGCUAGUGCAACAGAGGUACAUAGUUUCCUAGGCCUGGCCGGAUACUACAGACGUUUUGUUGAGGAUUUCUCACGAUUAGCAUUACCCUUGACAGCUCUAAUAAGGAAGAAUGCCAAGUUUGAGUGGUCGGAUAAGUGUGAACAAAGUUUUUAG
Cucumis melo (muskmelon) is the source of this 2385-nucleotide messenger RNA. RefSeq lists its product as uncharacterized. The transcript is spliced from 4 exons. Bases 1 to 2385 code for a protein of 794 amino acids. Gene Ontology annotation, molecular function: zinc ion binding; nucleic acid binding. Lineage: Eukaryota; Viridiplantae; Streptophyta; Magnoliopsida; Cucurbitales; Cucurbitaceae. The record is from RefSeq and is a predicted model, not a curated record.